This is a messenger RNA of Xenopus laevis (African clawed frog), 2325 nucleotides long. RefSeq names its product trypsin like peroxisomal matrix peptidase 1 L homeolog (gene tysnd1.L). Lineage: Eukaryota; Metazoa; Chordata; Amphibia; Anura; Pipidae. Gene Ontology annotation, cellular component: peroxisome; peroxisomal matrix. The record is from RefSeq and is a predicted model, not a curated record. Bases 364 to 2130 code for a protein of 588 amino acids. The transcript has 4 exons. Gene Ontology annotation, molecular function: identical protein binding; protease binding; serine-type endopeptidase activity. Gene Ontology annotation, biological process: protein processing; regulation of fatty acid beta-oxidation; proteolysis.
GUGAUUACGCAAUGGAAUCCAACCUGGACGAGGCGCAGCGCUGUACCGCAAGCUUAUGAUUCCUACUGCUAUAGUAAAAUUGCAAUAAAACCACAUAAAUAAAUAAAUAACUAAUUUCUCGGUGUGAUUAACUUUCACAUUAGUUACAGUCGCAAAACAAAUCACUUCGUAUCGCUCGUCUCUGCGUCUGAGGCGCGGACACCUGCCGUGUUCCUGCCUCAGUGUAGUCGUGACGUCACAGUAUCGCGAGAUGAGACAUUCGCCGUGGAGCUGUCACACUGAAGCCAGGGACCUGGACUGACUGGUUGAUGCGGGUUGUGGGUUAAGAAGUCCGUGAAUGUUGGGCGGAAUGAUAUUAAGGCAAUGCUGGAAGCUGCAGAAUGGAGUGGUUGCGUUGUAAGCACCGCUCGGGCCUCGCGAGACAAGAGACAUGACAGAAGCUGCACGAAUAAGGAGCCAUCUAUUGCUGAGAAGAGAAACCCAUCUCUGUACCACACGGCACCUCAGAGAGAAAGUAAUGGCCAGUGGAGCUGCAGUGGGGUCAUCCUAGACACAAGCUUAUCCCUAGUACUUUGUCAUGGAGCCAUUUUUUUCCCAUUCCUUAAAAACAAAGAAAAGGAACUUUCAGGACCUAAAAACGACCUUCUCCUUGCUGAGGACUUUGUGUCAGAUCUUCUAAUACAAGUGGAAUGCCCUUCCCUCCCUGGGACUAGUUCUGCUUCUAAAGCCAAGCUGAACAGUGAGGUCCUACAGCAGAGAUCAGGCCUUGGGCUGGUACCCCUCUCAGAUCCACCCCGCCUUCUAACCCACCAGCACCUCCAUCGGGCUCAGCUCCUCAUGCUGGUGCCAUGCCCCGAAUUUCAGAUGGCAUUUUCUAGAUUGUUUAGUAAAGCAGAGGGCUGGGAGUUUUCCAGUGAAGAGGAGAAACAUGAGUACGGGGAACUGCAGAAGGAUUUGUCUUAUCUGCAUUGGUUUGCUCUCUUAAAGCUACAAAGUCCGCUCUCUGAUGGACACAAGAAAAUCACCUUUGUACCCUCCUCCAAACUUGAAAAAGGUUGUACAGUUAUUGCUUGCGGAUCCCCAUUCGGUUCAUUCUACCCAGAUAUCUUUCUGAAUACCGUCAGUAAAGGUAUUAUCAGCAACGUAACCGGAGAUAGAAAUGUUGUACUUCUGACUGAUGCCCGUUGCUUACCAGGUUCAGAAGGCGGUGGCAUAUUUGCUGCAGAAGGAGACUGCUUACGUUUGAUUGGGAUCAUAGUGGUGCCACUUUGCUGGAAGGCUAAUGAAUGGGUAGGACUGACCGUGGCCUGUUCCAUCAGCCACAUCCUGGAGAAUAUUAUGAAAUCUUUAUCCCUGACUAAUGCAUUGGAGGAAAACAACAUGACUGCAACAAAACUGGAAGGCGUUUGUUCUCUUGAUCUUCAAAAAGUUCCCAACUUAAUAAAAAACCCAAUUGCUUCUGUUGUUCUAGUAGAUUCAGGGCAAGUCUGGGGAUCUGGUGUCUUGGUGAGCCCAAAGGUAGUUUUGACAUGUCGGCAUGUGAUAAGAAAUGCCUCCAGGGUAUCUGUGAAAAUCAGACAUCCUACCUCUGAAAAGUUACAGGUGCUCAGCGGCCAAGUAGUGUUUUCUACACAGGAAUCCUCUCCUUAUGAUGUGGCAGUGGUGGAACUCGACGACUUGAUUCCUGGGAUUCCUGAGCUUGUUUUGGCAUCUAAAUAUUGCACAGGUAUGGAUGUGCUUAUCUGGGGAUAUGGGGCCUUUGGUGAGAGCUGUGGUCCUUCUGCAACCUCUGGUGUCCUAUCAUCUGUGAUUUGCAUUGGGGAUGUUCCUGUUAUGCUACAAACAACCUGUGCUGUUCAUGGCGGUUCAAGUGGAGGCCCCGUGUUUUCUGCUCAGACUGGAGAACUACUUGGUAUUGUUGCGAGUAACACAAGGGAUAAUACAACUGGGGCCACCUAUCCUCAUCUUAACUUCAGCAUUCCAAUUAUUAUUCUCCAAGCAGCACUACAGAGAUACAAACUACUUGGAGAUUUACGCAGCUUUCAAGAGUUAAACAAUGUCAGCCGCGCAGUCAGAAACGUGUGGCGUCUUCAGAGAAACCCAGAAAGAGUUUUGCCCAGUAAGCUUUGAUACACAAUUGUGCUGAGGCUGAUUUUCUUAAAACAAUUUCUCUCUUCAUCUUAACUUGUGCCUACCCUCAUCUCUUUAUGUAGCAGUCACCCAUAUAAUUUAUAUCAUUAAUUGUUGCUUAACCCAACUACAUUUACUCAAUCUUGCUCAUCUAGAGUGAUUUUUCUUAUGGCAAAUAAAUAUAUUUUAAGAAUA